AACAGAAAACACGCACACGACAAAGCGAGAAGUGAAAAUGACCUGCAAAAGUCCAAUGUUAUGUGACGACGGUUGUCUGGCGGAAGUGAGUCAAGUGAAUGAGGGCUCGCGACUCGAAUAAUUGGAAGGUCCGAUAAACAAUUCUCCCACCACAUCACAACCAUUUCUUCACUUCGAGAUCCAAUUGUCCGAAGAGAUCAUAGCCAGGAGAGGACGCGCGGAUAAGCCGAAAACACCAAUUGCUCCGCGCCUGGUUCGCAACAACAACAUCAGCUCACCCUUACCACUCCACAACACCGUGGAAAAGAUGGAGUCACCUGCCGAAGAGACCGACAACAAGCUCAGACCCGAGGUCGAGGACCUUGCCGACAUGUGGAACAUGUACAUGGGCCGCGAACUCAAUAUCAUCGGCACUUUGAACGCCUGUCAGUCCAACUACGACGACACUACCUUCUGGCAGCGCGAUGAUCAGAACAGCUAUCACAACUUCCAGCUCGACGAUCGCGCUGCCUGCCUAGUCGCCCGCAACAACACCAUCACCGGCGCUACCGCCAACAACGUCGUCUGCAACACCGCCGAAGAGAUCGACGCUGAGCAGCACAUUGCCUUCAACAAGCUCCACGCCUACAUCUCGACCAAGUUCAGUAAGGAGACCGUUCAGGGUGCUCAGCGCCAGAAGGCUGCUCGUGGUGGCGCUGCCACUCGUAAGGUCAACAAGGCCAAGCGUCACGAGGAGCAUGUGCUCUUGAUCGUCCAUGAGCUUGCUGCUCUCAGAGACUACGAAGGCAAGCGUGAGGAGAAUUACUUCAUGCGCUACGACAGAGUCAUUGACGAGGUCAUGUUCGCUGCUAACGUCAAGAUCUCUCCCGAACGCCCUCUUCUCAAGCCCGAGCGCAAGGCUGUCUAAAAAGCACUCUCCAAGAUGCGAGAGUCGGAGUAUGAGUCUUCUUCUCUGAAUCUAGGGUUUCUGACAGACAGAAGUUCGCCGUCAUCGACUUCGGCCGAACAGAUCACUCUCAACUACAUUCAGGGGGGAGUACACAGUUAAGGCGAUGAGGACAAAGUCAAAUUCUGCUUGCAAUCAUCAGAAAGAGUGCACGAAUUCGACGAGAAUCAAAUCAGCAAAGUGAACGGUCAAGUCACGGGUAGAUCAAAUUCAGUCAUCGAGACUCACUUUCACAAAAUCGUCAAUGACUUU
This is a messenger RNA of Aureobasidium subglaciale EXF-2481, 1198 nucleotides long. RefSeq lists its product as uncharacterized. Lineage: Eukaryota; Fungi; Ascomycota; Dothideomycetes; Dothideales; Saccotheciaceae. The record is from RefSeq and is a predicted model, not a curated record. The transcript has 2 exons. The coding region runs from base 308 to 907 and encodes 199 amino acids.